AUGAAUUCCAACAACUCCAAUUCGAACAAGAAACCCUCCAUGUCGUACGUCCCGCCCCCCCCUCCCAGCCACCCAGACUCCUCGAAGCAGUCCCAAGCCACGCGCGCGCGUGCGCACACACACCACCCGACGUCGCUAACGCCGCCCUCUCCCCGUCCCCGUCCCCUUCCCCACCCCCUCCCUACCCUACCAGCGAACUGAAACUACGCCGUCUGACCGAACACAACCAACGGUUACGAGAGGAUUUGGAACGACAACGGGUUAGAGUUUCCGAGGCGAGCGCGAGGUAAGUUUUCGGGUUCGAAUGGCGCACGCUUAUUUAGGAUUGGAGGCCGUCGGCGCACCCGCUUCUUAGAGCGCCUCGACCCGGUUACGGCCGCUCAGCGCUCAGCGCUCAGCCCCCCUUUGUGGCCUCGGUCGGCUCAUAAUGCGAUCAUGUUAUGUCCGACGCACGUGAGCGGCCCGCCCGGCCUUCGACGACGACGCUCCCUACCCCACAACAACGAAGGACUCGUGUACAACCAACGACUUGGUCACAAAACCCUAUCCCCCUCAUGACCCUCAACUUGCUAAUCCAAUCGCUUCGUGUCGUUCCACCCCCCGCCCUAGCUUGAUCCGGUAUUGCAAGACGACGCGCGACUACCUCGUGCCUUCCGUCUGGGGGCCGGUCGAGAAGGGUGCAGAUCCGUACGCCGCCGCGGCUUCGGGAGGCGGUGGGGGGUGUUGCAUGAUUCAAUAA
Messenger RNA from Microbotryum saponariae, 739 nucleotides. Lineage: Eukaryota; Fungi; Basidiomycota; Microbotryomycetes; Microbotryales; Microbotryaceae. The record is from the annotation of a GenBank genome assembly.